Molecule: messenger RNA, 1152 nt
Organism: Miscanthus lutarioriparius
Lineage: Eukaryota; Viridiplantae; Streptophyta; Magnoliopsida; Poales; Poaceae
Source: the annotation of a GenBank genome assembly
AUGGCCUCUCUCCUGGUCGGCCGCCUCGGCAUGCAGGCGCCGCGUGGCAUGGUUCUGCCCGGAGGAGCCCUGACAUCCGACGGGUACGGCGGCAUCAUGUCCAGCGCUCUGCGCGCUGCCUGGAGUGGGGCUCAGCAGAAGCAGCCGCAGCAGCCCCAACAAGCGGGCGGCGGCAACGGCGGCUACAGGGCGCACCAGCACAAGGGGCCCUGGACCGAGGCGGAGGACGUAAUCCUCAGGGAGAUGGUGAUGAGGCACGGCGACCGGAAGUGGGCGGUGAUAUCGCAGUCGCUCCCCGGCCGGGUGGGCAAGCAGUGCCGCGAGAUGGAUGGACCACCACCUGCGCCCCGACCUCAAGAAGAGCUUGUGGACCGAAGAGGACGACAUGGCGCUGAUCAAGGCGCACAAGCGCUGCGGCAACCACUGGUCGACCAUUGCCACUUUCCUCCGGGGCGCUCGGAGAACGCCGUGAAGAACCACUGGAACGCCACCAAGCGAAGCCUCAAGGCCAAGCGCCGCCUCAAGAAGAAGAACAACGCGCAGCAGGUGCCGCCCGGCCAGUGGUCCAUCCUCGAGGAGUACAUCCGUAGCGUGUACCCUGACCUCGCCGACGGCGCCGCCCCGACCCCGCCGCCGGAGGAGGAUUCCCCUCCGUCGUCCUACAACAACCUCGGGUCGUACUCCGUCUUCGACCAGCUGACUGCGAUGGGGCUGUACCUGGGCGCGUCGUCGUCGUCCGCGCCGCCGUUGGCCAACCUGGGCGCGAUGAACUCCGACGCCGUGGCGCCGUUCCUGCAGCUGGACCUCAACACCUACUACGGCGCCGCGCCGACGAUGAAGCUCAUGGCUCCGAUGGGGACGCACAUGAUGGAGCAUGAUCGCCACCACCACCACCAGGCUGCUGCUGCUUCCUACGCCGCCGCCAACCUGAUCACCUACCCCUUCGUCGACAACAUCAUGUGGCAGUCGUCGUUCGGCGCCCACCAUGCCAGCACCGCCUACGGCGGCGGAGGCGACGCAGCAGGUGCCGGGCCGAGCAAUGCAGGAGGCGCCGCCGUUCCGGACGACGUCGACGUCGUUCAGAUGGCCUCCAGGGAGUUCCUGACGCCGUCGGAGGACGAUGUCACUCUCGACCUGGCCAGAUUCCAUUGA